This is a messenger RNA of Polypterus senegalus (gray bichir), 1465 nucleotides long. RefSeq names its product adenylate kinase 4 (gene ak4). The record is from RefSeq and is a predicted model, not a curated record. Gene Ontology annotation, molecular function: nucleoside diphosphate kinase activity; AMP kinase activity; ATP binding. Bases 249 to 950 code for a protein of 233 amino acids. Gene Ontology annotation, cellular component: mitochondrion; cytoplasm. Gene Ontology annotation, biological process: nucleobase-containing compound metabolic process. NCBI's taxonomy places the organism in Eukaryota, Metazoa, Chordata, Cladistia, Polypteriformes, Polypteridae. The transcript is spliced from 6 exons.
GGGGAGUUACCAAACUGCGAGCAGAAGGCACCCGUCCUGAGAAAUGCGUGUCGAUAGACAGGCAGCCAAAGCGUCAGUGAGAAGAGGAGUGCUGCGGGUGGAGAAACAGCCAGACAGUGCAGUCUUUUGCCGAUUACUGAACUGCACUGUACUUUCUUGCUGAAAAUUGAUCUGAAUGCAAGAAAUAACAUUUAUAAUCGCCAUUUUGCAGCAGUCACAUUGUGGACAGUGAGAUUAUCAAGAACACCAUGGCAGCUAAGCUGUUUCGGGCGGUCAUUCUGGGACCUCCUGGGUCUGGAAAGGGGACCAUUGCCCAGAGAAUUGCACACAGUUUUGGCCUUCAGCAUCUGUCCAGCGGAGACUGCCUGAGGGAGGACAUCGCUGCCCGGACAGAUGCUGGAAUUUUAGCCAAGAAGUUCAUAGAGCAGGGUCUCCUGGUGCCGGAUCAUGUUGUGACUCGGUUGAUGCUUAACAGACUGGAGAAAAUGACCAACCGGAACUGGCUUCUAGAUGGAUUUCCGCGAACCUUGCAGCAAGCUGAGGUUCUAAACAAUUCCUGUGACCUCGAUAUGGUGAUCAUGCUUAACAUUCCUUUUGAGACACUCAAGGAGAGACUGAGUGCACGAUGGAUUCAUCCCUCAAGUGGGCGCGUCUAUAACAUGGAGUUCAACCCCCCCCAUAUUGAAGGCAUUGAUGACAUCAGCGGGGAACCUUUGGUUCGGCAUGAAGAUGAUAAACCAGAGGCUGUAUUAGCAAGGCUCAGACAAUACAAAGAUGUUGCCAAACCAGUUAUAAACUUUUAUCAAAAGAGAGGCGUUCUUCAGUCAUUCUCUGGAACAGAAACAAAUACAAUCUGGCCUUACAUAUAUUCUACACUGUCCUCCAGGAUUACUCCCAUCCACGCUGAAGAAACGCACCAAACUACGUCUCUGCAUAGCCUUGAGCAGUAGAGCACAAUGACUGAGUGCAGCAUUCUUUGUGACAUAACAUUUGCAACCAGCAUAGCUCUUCUAGGAUUGUCUAGGAUCUCAUCGCCAUUCCAAUUCUCUAAAGUGUGUAUUAUUGUAAAGAAACCCUCUAUUGCUUUUAAUCAGAUUUUUAAGAAAAUUAUUUUUAUAAAGAAAUGUAAACAUUACGGAAACAGAUAAUGUAAGAAUACUUAUUUUUUUCUUAAAUCAGCUAAAGGACUUCUUUGGAUCAUUCGAGCACUGGCUAACUUUUUUUUCUUUCAGAAUAAUUUGUACACUGUAGAAUUAUUACCUAAGAAACGAUGUAUAGAUGUUGCUCUGUGCUAGUCAAGCCUAAGUAGAGACUCAUUCCUAGAAAAAGAAACAAAUGUAAAGGGCAAACAUUACAUACAGCAUUGUCCAUUAUAGUUCCUCCUUAGAAUUAGUGUGAUUCAAAGGUUCACACAAUUAUAUUAAAAAUAUAGUAUUAAUUUGAAAAUAAAAUUAAUAUUUAUUAA